AUGAAGCGUUCAACAACGGCUGCGAUAAUAUUUCUUCCCAUGUUUUAUGCGGGGAUGUUUUUGCCUGAUACAAGAUCUUCUUAUUGCAAAAUACUAUGCUUGGACGCAAUACUUCAAACUCGAGUGUUCACUGGUUUCAGACUGGAUUGUAGAGCAGAGAAAUCUAAUGAGUGUUACCAGAAUCUCUGUAGACUUGUUAACAAACAUCCGACAUCCGAGUGUCCCGGAAUCUGUCGAUUCACGGCAGCAGAAUACAAUAGAAUCGGUAUGAUAGACCCCAGAAAAGGAGGCAGAAUGUCUCCUCGAAUUUGUUCGAAUCCUGCUUGGACUACUACUACUUCUACUUUUAAAAGAAGAAAAGCAACAACAGUUACGGACUUUCGCAGUUGUACAAGUCUCUGCGAAUACUUAUUUCCACGCAUUCUUGAACUUAAUUCUCGUUGUCCUUAUGACGAUGAAAAUACAUGUUAUCAUUAUCACUGCAACACACUUCUUAAGCAAGGAUUGACGGUCGUUCGCGAAUUUGCCGUCGAUGCUUGUCCCACGCUGUGUAUGUCCAUGGCAGCAGUAAUGGAACGCUGCGAAAUGGAAUGCAUGAGAAAAAAGAACAAAACCGAAAUUUUUAUGACUUGUUCGAAUAUUGAUAGUACAUCAGAGACGACUACAAUGCCUUCACCAACGUGGUUCCCUGCGACUCCCCCAGGUACCGAUUUCAGCGAUUGCAGAAACCACUGCGAACACCUAUUCCGUGAAAUUCUUAGAAAUUAUCCUAGUUGCACUCAUAGUGACGAACACCAAUGUUAUUAUGAAAAUUGCGUCCAACUUCUUAACGGUAAAGUGGAGGCCGCUCGCAAAGAUAUCGAAGAGGAAUGUCCUCAAAUAUGUUCGACCAUGGGACAUGCAAUGCCUGAUAUUGACGUAGCUAAAGAUAUGAGUAGAAUGGAAAUUCGUAGAUUUUGUUUGGAAUCGUUAGAGAGGACCACAAACUCUCCCACAACGAUUACCUACCCAAACGAGGAAUUUUCCGAUUGCAAAGAACUAUGUGAAAAUGUAUUUCCUAUAACUCUCAAACCUAGAAAAUUUUUUUGUGAGGAUAAAGGAAAGCCAUUCAAUCCUUGUGUUCUUAGUUCUUGCAAAAAAUCUAUUAGCCGAGUAAGUAUGGACAAUGGCCAAGAUGGCAAGGAUGCUUGUCCAAAAAUGUGUUCGACCAUGGCAGUUGCAAUGCGUGGCCGCGACAUGAAUAGACGACUGUUUAGUAGAAAGAAGAUUGAAGAAUUUUGUUCGAAAAUUGUUUCAACGUCUGAGGGGACCACAAACUCUCCCACAACAACCGCGAUUACCUACCCAAACGAGGAAUUUUCCGAUUGCAAAGAACUAUGUGAAAACGUAUUUCCCAAAACUCUCAAACCUAGAGAAUUUUUUUGUGAGGAUGAAGGGAAACCAUUCAAUCCUUGUGUUCUUAGUUCUUGUAAAAAAAUUAUCAGCAGAAUACUUAUGGAGGAUGGCCAAGAUGGCGAGGAUGCUUGUCCAAAAAUGUGUUCGUCCAUGGCAACUGCAAUGCGUGGCCGCAACAUGGAUAGACGAAAGCUUAGUAAAGAGAAGAUUCAAAAAUUUUGUUCGAAAAUUGUUUCAACGUCUGAGGGGACCACAAACUCUCCCACAACAACUGCGAUAACCUACCCAAACGAGGAAUUUUCCAAUUGCAAAGAGCUAUGUGAAUACGUAUUUCCUAAAAUUCUCAAAUCUAAAGAGUUUCUUUGUGAGGAUAAAGGAAAGCCAUUCAAUCCUUGUGUUCUUAGUUCUUGCAAAAAAUCUAUUAGCCGAGUAAGUAUGGACAAUGGCCAAGAUGGCAAGGAUGCUUGUCCAAAAAUGUGUUCGACCAUGGCAGUUGCAAUGCGUGGCCGCGACAUGAAUAGACGACUGUUUAGUAGAAAGAAGAUUGAAGAAUUUUGUUCGAAAAUUGUUUCAACGUCUGAGGGGACCACAAACUCUCCCACAACAACCGCGAUUACCUACCCAAACGAGGAAUUUUCCAAUUGCAAAGAGCUAUGUGAAUACGUAUUUCCUAAAAUUCUCAAAUCUAAAGAGUUUCUUUGUGAUCAUAAAGAAAAACCAUUCAAUCCUUGCAUUCUUAGUUCUUGUAAAAAAGUUACCUGCCAAACAUUUAUGGGCGACGGUCAAGAUGCGAAUGAUGCUUGUCCCAGCAUGUGUUGGUCUAUAGCAGUUGCAAUGCGUGGCCGCGACAUGGAUAGACGACAUUUUGAUAAGGACAAGAUUCGGGAAUUUUGUUCGAGUAUUAAUUCGACAUCAGGGAGGGCCACAAAUCCUCCAACAAGCGCAGUGGCGACCUGUCCAAACGAGAAAUUUUCCAACUGCAGAGAUUUAUGCGAAUAUGCACUAACUGAAACACUUUCUGAUCAUCCUCGUCUUUGUUGGGAACAAAAAAAGUCAGCCAGUCUUUGUAUUCAUUAUGCUUGCGAAAUAGUUGUUCGCCAAAAUCUGAUGCUUGAACAUGUUUGUCCUCAAAUGUGCCCUUCCAUGAUAGCUGCAGUGCGUGAUGUGGAAAAACUAGAUUCUCGUAGUAAAAACAUCAUUCUUGGGCUUUGUUCAAGUGUUUCUAUGUCGCCUAGGAUAUUUCCUGGUUGUCCAAUCACAGACACUGAUAUCCCCACCACAACUACUGAGAAGCUCACCACAACCACUGAGACGCUCGCAACAACCACAAAGAUGCCCGACACAACCACAAAGAUGCCCGACACAACCACAAAGAUGCCCGACACAACCAAAAAGAUGCCCGACACAACCAAAAAGAUGCCCGACACAACCACUGAAAUGCCUUUAUAA
Necator americanus (New World hookworm) is the source of this 2844-nucleotide messenger RNA. RefSeq lists its product as uncharacterized. The record is from RefSeq and is a predicted model, not a curated record. The transcript has 9 exons. NCBI's taxonomy places the organism in Eukaryota, Metazoa, Nematoda, Chromadorea, Rhabditida, Ancylostomatidae. The coding region runs from base 1 to 2844 and encodes 947 amino acids.